Gasterosteus aculeatus aculeatus (three-spined stickleback) is the source of this 3945-nucleotide messenger RNA. Its product is annotated as leucine-rich repeat-containing protein 3. Lineage: Eukaryota; Metazoa; Chordata; Actinopteri; Perciformes; Gasterosteidae. The record is from RefSeq and is a predicted model, not a curated record. Gene Ontology annotation, molecular function: protein binding. Gene Ontology annotation, cellular component: plasma membrane.
GCGACAAACCUCGGAUGCACAACUGAUGCUCUUCACCCCCCCCCCUAAUACCCCCCCACCCCCCCGCAAAAAAGAAACCCUCGAUCAGCGGGAGGAGAGGAUUUUCCAAUCGAGCGUCGUGAGGAAUCCAACGAAAAAAGAGCAAAGGGAGACUAAAAAAUAAAUAAAUCUGGAUCUCAAACUUCCCAAGAAACCGCAGAUCCCGCCGGUUCGAGUGAGUGUGCGCGCGUGAGAUCGGGGCCCUGGUGCGAGUCGCGGGGCUAUGGUGAGGCCAUGUGCACGGGCCGGUGUGAGGAGAGACGUUCCGGCUUCAGUGGAAGAAGACAGCGAGGCAAGGGAGUGGAUCUUCAGUCGUGGCUGCGUGUGUCGCUCCUGCUCUCGGCUCUGUGGGGCCAAGUGUCCCCCCGUUGCCCGGACAGCUGCCACUGCGCCUGGGACACGGCCACGGUGGUGUGCUCCGAGGCGGGGCUCCGGGAGAUCCCGGAGGGGAUCCCGCCGGAGACCGUCUCCCUCCACCUGGAGCGCAACUACAUCCGGAACAUCCCGGAGGGGGCCUUCAGCGAUCUGGUCCACCUGCGGGACCUCCACCUGUCCCACAACCGCAUCGACUCGCUCGCCUCGGGGGCCCUGCGGCACCUGGGGCCUGAGCUGCGCCUGCUGGACCUCUCGCACAACCAGCUGAGGCAGGCCAGCAGGGAGGAGUUCGGCUCCACCCGCGCGAAGACGCGCCUCUACCACAACCCGUGGCACUGCGACUGCGCCCUCCAGGAGCUGAUGGAGACCCUGAACCUGGAGCCGGAGACGGUGAACGGCAUCGUGUGCGAGAGCUCCGUGAGGGGGUUGGGCGAGGGGAGCCGGUGGGAGGACCCGGGGUCACAGGGCGAGAACGCCGGCCAGCAGCUGGUCAAACUGUUGGAUUCCGGGGUGAAUUUCUGCAGCCUGCAGAGGAAAACCACGGACGUAGCAAUGCUGGUGACAAUGUUCGUGUGGUUCUUCAUGGUGAUCGUGUACGUAGUGUACUAUGUGAGGCAGAACCAGGCCGAGGCCCGCAGGCAUUUGGAGUACCUGAAGAGUUUGCCCAGCCCACGCAAGACCCCCACGGAGACAGACACUCUGAGCACUGGUUUCUGAACGCCUGCUCGGCUGUUAUUUAAACGGAAAAAUGGAAAUGCUGUGUGGAAUAACUGGGAGAUGCUGAGAACGCAAACCUUUUACAGCUGCGAUUGAUGGUAUUUGCAUCAACUGAACUGUUACAACUGAUCUCCUCUAAUAUGUAUGUACUUUAUGUGCAUUGUUCUUCAUUUCAUGAAAUAUAUUUGUAUAUUUUUUCUACCAUGUGCAUUGAGAGAAAAGAGUGGGAAUUGAAAAACAAAAAAUUGCAGCUGAAAUGAAAGAAGAAAGAAAAUUCUUUGAAGUUUAGGACCCUCUAUCUCACUACAGCCCCUCUUUCCUUCUCUUUUCAUCACCCACCUUGCCACAGUGUGGUCUUUCAUGUUUCAUUAAACUCAAAUUAAGAGACGAACUGACCCCUAAUGAAGACUUGAAAGUCACUGAUCAGCUGAAGUGGGUACCGGGACAAAAAAGAAUGCAAAUUUUAAAUAUGUGGCCUCAUCUGACUGCCUGUUUCGUUUGUGCAUUGAAGUGUUUGUGCUUUGCACGGGGCCAUUUUCCCUCACAUCACAUCAACCUAGACCACAUAGCCAGUGGCUUCUGUGCCGGUCCAGAACUGAUCUAAAUUUAGUGUCAUCAGAGGUGGAGUUGAACUCUUUCGUCGACUAGCUGCAGCAAUCAGCGAUGAAAUAUCUGGACGGCCAAGUGUACACUCAGCUCGUCCACUGAUUAAUAUAAAAAAGUCUCCGCCAGAUUUAGAAAUGGAUCAUUGUUAUAAAUUAGAUUAGCGUUGCCAUUUAUUCUGAGAGAAGCUGUUUAUUUUUAAUUCAUCUCUUGAGUUUUUGCCGUCCUCUCUUCACUGAUCGCUAUGUGCAAAUUGUUCUGUGUCCCAUUUAUAGUUUAGGCUUCAUCAUAAUUGAUUUUUUUUCAAUCCACUGUCAGAAUGGGCAAAACACUUUGAUAAUACGUUGAAUCAUUUUCUCAGCUAGUACAUUUAAUGGCUGCAAUUGGAAGAUUAAUGCCAUGCCUCUCAUGUAUACUAAAAAAAACCUUAAUGGAUUCAUAGCCAUUUUGCAUUAGUUCAACUUAUAUUGCAAUUUACUGUGGCACAGUGUGUCGCGUUAUUCUCUGCAGGGCCGGUGGAUCGGGUGGUUGAUGUAUUCCCUGGUACAUGGUAGAUACUGAAAGGCCUCUUGAAAGCCUGCAACACAUAAUGGGUGUUUAGGUCGGCAAGAAUUCAGUUAUUCAAUCGGAGGGUUCACGAGAUUAUUGACCGGAUAUUAAAGCAGAAGAAACAUUGCGGGUCUGAAGCAGCCCCCUCUCUGUUUAACGGGUCACAAGCCAAAUAGGUCUCGAGCCGCUGGUGUAAGAGGAUGUUAUUUAGCCACGUUAGUAGCGUGACUCUAGAAAUGACAAUAUCGGUCUGUCCGUUAUCAACUGAAUUUGGUGCAGACAUUAACUUUAGCGUUCCCCCUAAUUUUUAAGCACCGUCAUUAGUUUAAAAAAGACAUUUGUCCCAUACUUUGGUUUGUCCCAUCGCUUCAACUCUAGGUUACUUUGUGUUGUGUGCGUGCAAAUGUUAGCAUGCUUACUUGUAAACUUAGGAGGUAAACGGCAGUGAGGUUAACGGUUCGGUGAACAUUGUACCUACUAAACAUCAUUGUGAGCGUGUUAGCAUGCUGCCGUUAGCGUUUAGCUCAAAACACUGCAGUGCCUCCGUGGUUCUUAUUCGUGCGUCUUUAAUCUGGUCCAAAUUAAAUUGUGCGAUUACGACUUAAGUGUUCAUAGAUGUAAUAAAACGUUAUUGUGCCACAUUUAAUCUAAAAAUUGGAUUGGAAAACGGUAGGAGCUGAGGCAAAAUGAAGAAUUAGACAGCCGUCUGUGUACUUUAAUGUGCUAAAUGUGAAAAUUUGUGUUGUCAUGAAGAAAUACUGUGAAUUAGAAUCAUUAACCUGUGAGUAGAACAAUAUGAUACGUAUGUUGUUAUGAUGACCAGCUGAUCUUAAAACCCAGAUUUGGGUUCACCACAGGUGGAAAGAUUAGAAUAAGAAGUUUGGCGUUUGUUCUGUCUGUGCAUAAACUGUCUGACUGUGAAACACUGUAGUGUAUCUUUACAUACUCUGAAUAUUACCCGGCAAUCCCAAAUCUCCUGCUGAUGUAUUUGAAGUUCCCCCAAAUGCAUCUCUCUCUCAUCCCUCUUGAGCCAACCUGGAUUUAAUAAGGUGAAUUGAUACAGAUAAACCCAACCAAGCAUGCCCUCUGUGAAGUUUAUUUUCUUCUUAUUGGUGAUGUAUUUCUGGCACAGUGAUAGAUUUUUACUCCUGUUUGUUUGAUAAUAAUUAUUCAAACAAUAAAGUCACAUAUUGGAAAUGAAAUUGAAUAAUAAGCAAUAUAUCUAACUGAAUUUAAGAAAAUAAUUAAGAUUUCAAUUUUCAAGGUUUAAUAGAAGAACAGGAAGACAACUAUUGACAGUGUUUCCUGUGUCUACAAUUAGUUUAAACUGAAGGAAAUAACAGAAAAACUAUUUGACAUAUCCAAAAGUACCUGAUCUUUCUCUCCCACCACGUUCAACUCUGACAUGGUUUGAGAACUCUUUGUCUCUUUGGUUUCCACACAUUUCCACCAACAAAAGCAAAAUGCCCCCUGCAUUUAUUUAUCCCUCCACUGCCUUUUCUCGGAAGUCAUUUUUCCUCCUGGAAAUAUAUCAACAUACAGUGGAAGCAGGACAUGAAAUGUUUAUGUUGGACUUAGUUUUCCUCGGGAAAGAGUCAAAACUACCCUAGAUUUAGAUGUGGAGAACAAAACAGGAUACAAAUAAAAAGUGCUUUCAGCCUG